Molecule: messenger RNA, 4125 nt
Organism: Capsella rubella
Lineage: Eukaryota; Viridiplantae; Streptophyta; Magnoliopsida; Brassicales; Brassicaceae
Product: phytochrome B
Exons: 4
Coding region: 221-3709 (1162 amino acids)
Biological process (GO): protein-tetrapyrrole linkage; detection of visible light; red, far-red light phototransduction
Molecular function (GO): phosphorelay sensor kinase activity; protein homodimerization activity; photoreceptor activity
Source: RefSeq, a predicted model, not a curated record
CCUUCUUCUUCCCUCGAAACCUCACCCAAAAUUUUCUCAAAGAGAUUUUUUCUUUAUUUUUAUUUUAUUUUUAUUUUCAUCUCUCUCUCUCUCUCUCUCUCUCUUCUCUCUCGGUUUCAAUUCUCAGCAAAACAGAGAGAAUAGAUUCUCUCAAUGAUUCACUUUAAAUCCCUCAAUUCCGAUAUUUCUUCUUCUUAAUUCCCAUUUCAUUAUCUCCCGCAUGGCUUCCGGUGGAAGCGGCGGCGGCCGCGUCGGCGAAGGAGCAGCGUCGUCGAGUCGUACUACUAACAACCGGAGAGGAGAACAAGCUCAAUCUUCGGGAACAAAAUCUCUCAGACCACAAGAAUCAGUGAGCAAAGCGAUUCAACAGUACACCGUCGACGCCAGACUCCACGCCGUUUUCGAACAGUCCGGCGAAUCAGGCAAAUCGUUCGACUACUCCCAGUCGCUCAAAACGACGACGUACGGUUCCUCUGUACCUGAGCAACAGAUCACUGCUUAUCUCUCCCGAAUCCAGCGGGGAGGUUACAUUCAGCCUUUCGGAUGCAUGAUCGCCGUCGAUGAAUCGAGCUUCGGAAUCAUCGGUUACAGCCAAAACGCUAGGGAAAUGUUAGGGCUUAUGCCUCAGUCUGUUCCUAGUCUUGAGAAACCUGAGAUUCUAGCCAUGGGGACUGAUGUGCGGUCUCUCUUCACUUCCUCCAGCUCGAUUCUACUCGAGCGUGCUUUCGUGGCUCGAGAGAUUACCUUGUUGAAUCCUGUUUGGAUCCAUUCCAAGUAUACUGGUAAACCGUUUUACGCCAUUCUUCAUAGGAUCGAUGUUGGUGUUGUUAUUGAUUUAGAGCCAGCUAGAACUGAAGAUCCAGCGCUUUCCAUUGCUGGUGCUGUACAGUCGCAGAAACUCGCCGUUCGUGCGAUUUCGCAGUUACAGGCUCUUCCCGGCGGAGAUAUUAAGCUUUUAUGCGACACUGUUGUGGAAAGUGUGAGGGACUUGACUGGUUAUGAUCGUGUUAUGGUCUAUAAGUUUCAUGAAGAUGAGCAUGGGGAAGUUGUGGCUGAGAGUAAGCGAGACGAUUUAGAGCCUUACAUUGGACUGCAUUAUCCAGCUACUGAUAUUCCUCAAGCGUCACGCUUCUUGUUUAAGCAGAACCGUGUCCGGAUGAUUGUAGAUUGCCAUGCCACGCCGGUUCUUGUUGUUCAGGACGAUAGGCUGACUCAGUCUAUGUGCUUGGUUGGUUCUACUCUUAGGGCUCCUCAUGGUUGUCAUUCUCAGUAUAUGGCUAACAUGGGGUCUAUUGCGUCUUUAGCUAUGGCGGUUAUAAUAAAUGGAAAUGAAGAAGAUGGGAGCAAUGUAGCUAGUGGGAGAAGCUCCAUGAGGCUUUGGGGUUUAGUGGUUUGCCAUCACACUUCUUCUCGCUGCAUACCGUUUCCGCUAAGGUAUGCUUGUGAGUUUCUGAUGCAGGCUUUCGGUUUACAGUUGAACAUGGAAUUGCAGCUAGCUUUGCAGAUGUCAGAGAAACGCGUUUUAAGAACGCAGACACUGUUAUGCGAUAUGCUUCUGCGUGACUCGCCUGCUGGAAUUGUUACACAGAGUCCUAGUAUCAUGGACUUAGUGAAAUGUGACGGUGCGGCAUUUCUUUACCACGGCAAGUAUUACCCGUUGGGUGUUGCUCCUAGUGAAGUUCAGAUAAAAUAUGUUGUGGAGUGGUUGCUAGCGAAUCACGCAGAUUCAACCGGAUUAAGCACUGAUAGUUUAGGCGAUGCGGGGUAUCCUGGUGCAGCUGCGUUAGGGGAUGCUGUGUGCGGUAUGGCAGUUGCAUAUAUCACAAAAAGAGACUUUCUUUUUUGGUUUCGAUCUCACACUGCGAAAGAAAUUAAAUGGGGAGGAGCUAAGCAUCAUCCGGAGGACAAAGAUGAUGGGCAACGAAUGCAUCCUCGUUCAUCCUUUAAGGCUUUUCUUGAAGUUGUUAAGAGCCGUAGUCAGCCAUGGGAAACUGCGGAAAUGGACGCGAUUCACUCGCUCCAGCUUAUUUUGAGAGACUCUUUUAAAGAAUCUGAGGCAGCUAUGAACUCUAAAACUGGGGAUGGUGUGGUUCAGCCAUAUAGGGAUAUGGCAGGAGAGCAAGGGAUUGAUGAGCUAGGUGCAGUUGCAAGAGAGAUGGUUAGGCUCAUUGAGACCGCAACUGUUCCUAUAUUCGCUGUUGAUGCCGGAGGCUGCAUCAAUGGAUGGAACGCCAAGAUUGCAGAAUUGACAGGUCUCUCAGUUGAAGAAGCCAUGGGGAAAUCUCUGGUUUCUGAUCUAAUAUACAAAGAGAAUGAAGAAACUGUCAAUAAGCUUCUUUCUCGUGCUUUGAGAGGGGACGAGGACAAGAAUGUGGAGGUUAAGCUGAAAACUUUCACCCCGGAACUUCAAGGCAAAGCAGUUUUUGUCGUUGUGAAUGCGUGUUCCAGCAAGGACUACUUGAACAACAUUGUAGGCGUCUGUUUUGUUGGACAAGACGUUACUGGUCAGAAAAUCGUAAUGGAUAAGUUCAUCAAUAUACAAGGAGAUUACAAGGCUAUUGUCCAUAGCCCAAACCCGUUAAUACCACCAAUUUUUGCUGCUGAUGAGAACACGUGCUGCCUGGAAUGGAACACGGCGAUGGAAAAGCUUACAGGCUGGUCUCGGAGUGAAGUGGUUGGGAAAAUGCUUGUUGGGGAAGUGUUUGGGAGCUGUUGCAAGCUAAAGGGUCCUGAUGCUUUAACAAAAUUCAUGAUUGUAUUGCAUAAUGCGAUUGGUGGCCAAGAGACGGAUAAGUUCCCUUUCCCAUUUUUUGACCGGGAUGGGAAGUUUGUUCAGGCACUAUUGACUGCAAACAAACGGGUUAGCCUCGAGGGAAAGGUUAUUGGGGCUUUCUGUUUCUUGCAGAUCCCAAGUCCUGAGCUACAGCAAGCUUUGGCAGUCCAACGGAGGCAGGACACAGAGUGUUUCGCGAAGGCGAAAGAGUUAGCUUAUAUUUGUCAGGUGAUAAAGAAUCCUUUGAGCGGUAUGCGUUUUGCAAACUCGCUGUUGGAGGCCACAGACUUGAACGAGGAUCAGAAGCAGUUCCUUGAAACAAGUGUUUCUUGUGAGAAACAGAUCUCAAGGAUUGUCGGUGACAUGGAUCUUGAAAGCAUUGAAGACGGUUCGUUUGAGCUUAAGAGAGCGGAGUUUUUCCUCGGAAGUGUCAUAAACGCGAUUGUAAGCCAAGCAAUGUUCUUAUUAAGGGACAGAGGUCUUCAGCUGAUACGUGACAUUCCCGAAGAGAUCAAAUCAAUAGCUGUUUAUGGAGACCAGAUAAGGAUUCAACAACUCCUGGCUGAGUUUCUGCUGAGUAUAAUCCGGUAUGCACCAUCUCAAGAGUGGGUGGAGAUCCAUUUAAGCCAGGUUUCAAAGCAAAUGGCUGAUGGAUUCACCGCUAUCCGCACAGAAUUCAGAAUGGCGUGUCCAGGUGAAGGUCUGCCUCCAGAGCUGGUCCGAGACAUGUUCCAUAGCAGCAGGUGGACAAGCCCUGAAGGUUUAGGUCUAAGUGUCUGUCGAAAGAUUCUAAAGCUAAUGAACGGUGAGGUUCAAUACAUCAGAGAAUCAGAACGCUCCUACUUCCUCAUCAUACUCGAACUCCCUGGUCCCCGAAAACGCCCACUGUCAACCGCUAGUGGUAGCGGCGACAUGAUGUUAAUGAUGCCAUAUUAGUCACAUUUUCAGUUGGUAUGAGAGUUUGUAUCAUUGUAUGUGUAUGUGUGUGUUUGUGUGUCUAACGACGUCGGAGGAGGGAUAGAAAGUUUUAGUUUCCGGUGAGAUUAGUAGAGAAGAAGGAGAUGGUUUGCGUUCAGCUCAGCUCGCCGGGGGAAAGAAAACAUAACAGUAGUUACAGAGAGAAAUGCAAGACUUCUUUUGUCUGUGUUGUGUAAAUUGAUAACUUCGAGAGAGAGAGAGAGAGAGAGAGAGAGAGAGAGAGGCAAAAGAAUGAGAAAAGAAGAGAGCAUAUUGAUAGAUGAGAUGACCAAUCAUAAAUCCUUUAAUUGUUUACUUGUUUACUUGUUUACUUCAGUUCCAAGCUUCUAAAGAAUAUUUAUUCGGACAGAUGAAUAUAUGAUUUUUUCACAGAA